Messenger RNA from Arvicanthis niloticus (Nile rat), 2523 nucleotides. RefSeq names its product butyrophilin-like protein 2. Gene Ontology annotation, biological process: regulation of cytokine production; T cell receptor signaling pathway. NCBI's taxonomy places the organism in Eukaryota, Metazoa, Chordata, Mammalia, Rodentia, Muridae. Gene Ontology annotation, cellular component: external side of plasma membrane. Gene Ontology annotation, molecular function: signaling receptor binding. The record is from RefSeq and is a predicted model, not a curated record.
GGGAGGUGAAUCUACUAUUCUGACUGGAGCUUCAUUUUAGAGUGACCCUCUGGGACUUGACUCUGCCUCCAGGUUGACAACAUUCAAAUCUUCCUCCACCCAAGCCAGAGACGCUUCCACUUUUCAGUCACCAUGCUUUCCUGUCUUUAGACACCUACUAUGUGAAUGAAGGACACACCUGUGGCUGGGUAAGACCAACAGCCUUCAUUUCACCCUAAAGGAGAGAGUGACAGGGAGGAUGGUGGAUUUCCCAGGGUAUAGUCUAUCUGGUUUGGCUGCCUCCUUCCUCUUCGUCCUGCUGACUAUAAAGCACCCAGAUGACUUCAGAGUGGUUGGUCCUGCCCUCCCUAUCCUGGCCAAAGUCGGGGAAGAUGCCCUGCUCAGGUGUCAGCUCCUCCCCAAGAGGACAGUGGCACACAUGGAGGUGAGGUGGUACCAUUCAGACCCUGACACGCCUGUGAUUGUGUACCGGGAUGGAGCUGAGGUGACUGGGCUACCUAUGGAGGAGUAUGAAGGCCGGGCAGAGUGGACAGAGGACAGCACUGAAGAAGGGAGUGUGGCUCUGAAGAUUCACCAGGUCCAGCCAGGCGAUGACGGCCAGUACUGGUGCCGCUUCCAGGAGGGGGACUACUGGAGAGAGGCAAGCGUGCUACUCCAAGUGACUGCUCUAGGAUCUUCCCCAAACAUCCAUGUGGAGGGACCCGAAGAAGGAGAGGUCCAGCUCGUGUGCACGUCCCGAGGCUGGUUCCCUGAGCCUGAAGUCUAUUGGGAGGACAUCUGGGGAGAAAAGUUGAUGAGUUUCUCUGAGAAUCAUGUGCAGGGUGAAGAUGGUCUGUUCUAUGUGGAGGACACACUGGUGGUCAGGAAUGACAGUGUAGAGACCAUUUCCUGCUUCAUCUACAACCGUGACCUCAGAGAGCCCCAGGAGGCCACCAUUGCUCUGCCAGAGAAACUCCAGACAGAGCUGGCUUCCUCUAGUGUAAUCGGACCUUCCCAGCCCAUCCCUGUUCGAGUUGGGGAGGACAUAGAAUUAACUUGUCACCUCUCACCUCAAACGGAUGCUCAGAACUUGGAAGUGAGGUGGCUCCGAUCCCGCUAUUACCCAGCAGUCCACGUGUAUGCGAAUGGGGCCCAUGAGGCUGGAGAGCAGAUGGCGGAAUACAGAGGGAGGACUUCGCUGGUGACUGACGCCAUCCACGAGGGAAAACUGACCCUGCAGAUCCACAACGCCAGAACUUCGGAUGAGGGGCAGUACCGGUGCCUUUUUGGAAAAGAUGGUUUCUACCAGGAGGCCCGUGUGGAUGUGCAGGUGAUGGCGGUGGGUUCCUCACCACGAAUCACCCGGGAGGUCCUGAAGGAUGGAGGCAUCCAGCUGAGAUGUACGUCCGAUGGGUGGUUCCCACGGCCCCACGUGCAGUGGAGGGACAGAGACAGGAGGAUGGUGUCAUCAUUUUCCGAUGCCUUUCGGCAAGGGACCCAGAAGCUGUUUCAGGUGGAGUCACUCCUUCUGGUCACAAAUGGCGCCCUGGUGGAUGUGACCUGCUCCAUCAGCCUCCCUCUGGGCGAGGAGAAAACGGCCCGUUUUCCUCUCUCAGACUCCAAGAUAGCUUUGUUAUGGGUGACCCUGCCUGCCGUGGUGCUGCCUCUCGCCAUGGCUAUCGACCUGAUCAAGGUGAAAGGGCGGCGGACGAAAGAACAAAAAUACAAUGGCAAUCGGGAAAAUGACAAGAACAACGAAAGCCACAGGCGAGGGCUUCCCUCUGAUGAGAGGCUUGGAUAAAAGCACCCCACAAGCUCAAAGCACCCCACUUCCUGAACACCCUAUCCUUUCUCCCAUCUUUCCCAUCAGUGAGCAGCAUGAGGCUGACAUAGGAGUGGUUUCACCUGCUGCUGUCCAAAGGUUACUCAUGGACCCAAUCCAUUCCUGAUGGAGCUGUCACUCACAGCUGAGGACACCUUGACCUGAGCCAACCCACAUAAUCUGAGUCCCACCCUCACGGUGAUGGCGUCUUCUCUCCCUUUGCCUCUUCUGUUGUCCCUCAGCCUAGGGACCAUCUCUUGCCUGUGCACAGAAGCUUUAUCUCAUUACAUUCUAAACCCACCAUGAGGAUGUAAGAACUUCAACCUGGAGAGAAAUGUCACUCAUCUGAGACCAGGAUGAGUUUUUCUAGAAAUGCCCAAUCCAGUGGCACAGAGCAGAUGGGAAGAGGGGGUUUCUUUCCUCUUUCCUCACGAGAAAGAACUAACUUUGAUUCACGGUUACAGAACACCUGACACACUACAGGUCAGACCAGGGGUCAUAGAAAUAACUAAGGGGUUAAAAGCACUUGCUGUUCUUGAAGGGGACCUGAGUUCCGUUCCCGGCACCCAUACGGCAGGUCACACCCAUCUAUAACUCCAGUUCUAGGGGAUCUGAUGCCCUUUGCUAGCCUCUGAGGGCACCGGACACACACCUGGUACACAGACAUACAGGUAGGCCAAACAUCCAUACAUAUGAAAUAAAAAUAACUUUUAAAAAGAAUU